Messenger RNA from Emericellopsis cladophorae, 2295 nucleotides. RefSeq names its product metal-nicotianamine transporter-like protein. Gene Ontology annotation, molecular function: oligopeptide transmembrane transporter activity. Gene Ontology annotation, cellular component: fungal-type vacuole membrane. Bases 1 to 2295 code for a protein of 764 amino acids. The transcript has a single exon. Lineage: Eukaryota; Fungi; Ascomycota; Sordariomycetes; Hypocreales; Bionectriaceae. The record is from RefSeq and is a predicted model, not a curated record.
AUGGAGGUCACGCAGAUCCCCGCGCAUCAGGCCGAGCCCGCCGACUCGAUCGGCAAGGAAAAGGCGAUGAGCGUGGACGUGGACGUGGACGCCAAGUCGACGUCGCCCUCGUCGCUCGAGGACGAGCCCAUCACGGACAUCUUCGUGCCCCUGCCGGCCAUCAAGGGCAUCCCCGAGGAGCACAGCCCGCUGACGGUCCGCGCCGUCGUCACGGGCAUCUGCUUGGGCUCCCUCGUCAACGCGUCCAACGUCUACCUCGGCCUCAAGACCGGCUUCACCUUCCCGGCCACCAUCUUCGGCGCCAUCUUUGGCUUUGGCGUCAUCCGCCUGCUCUGCAAGGUCUUCCCCAACGUCCCCGGCGUCGGCGGCUUCUUUGGGCCCCAGGAGAACUCCAUCAUCCAGGCCGCCGCCACGGGCGCCGGUGGCAUGGCCGGCAUCUUCGUCGCCGGUCUGCCGGCCAUGUACCAGCUGGGCCUCAUGGGCGCCAACCCCAAGGAGGACUUUGGCCGCAUCCUGGCCAUCACCGUCGUCUGCGCGCUCUUUGGCCUCUUUGCCGCCGUGCCCCUGCGCAAGUUCUUUGUCAUCAACGUCGCGCGGGAGCUCAACCUCGUCUUCCCCUCGCCCACGGCCACCGCGGUCGCCAUCCGCUCCAUGCACGCCGUCGGCAGCGGUGCGGCCGACGCCAUGAAGAAGAUCAAGGCCAUUGGCUUCGCCUUUAUCGGUGCCUUUGCCCACAUCAUCGUCUCCCAGUACGCCGAUGGCAUCCUCCACAACUGGCACUUUUUCGCCUGGAUCUUCUCGACCACCGGCUACUGGAACCAGACCGCCCUCGCGGCCGACAACUGGGGCUGGUACAUCCAGCUGACACCCGCCUUCUUCGGCUCCGGCAUGCUCGUCGGCCUCAACGCCGCCCUGUCCUGGUUUGGCGGCACCGUCUUCGCCUGGGCGCUGGCGGGCCCCCUGCUCGUCAAGUACGGCGAGUGCGCCGGCGUGGCGAUUGUCGAGGAGGGCAAGUGGAAGGGCAUGAUCAGCUACAACUCCAUGGGCGGCAUCUCGGAGCCCGGCUACGUGCCCUCCCCGCGCUACUGGUUCCUCUGGCCGGGCGUCAUGGUCCUCGUCGUCUACGGCCUCGUCGAGUUCGUCCUCCACUUCAAGAUCAUCUGGACCGGUCUCCUCAUGAGCAUGCGUCGCUCCGCCGCCACCCUCCACGCCCGCCUCCAGGCCCAGGGCAAGACCAACGCCUGGGUCGAGAAGCAGGCCGCCAAGGCCGUCGACCAGUCCGAGCUCGUCCAGGACUUUGCCACGCCCGACCAGCAGGUCCCCGUCUGGAUCUGGGUCACGGGCACCGUUGUCUUCGCCGUCAUUGGCGCCAUCAUCGUCCACGUCCAGUACGACAUGAACGCCGGCCUCGGCAUCCUCGCCUGCAUCCUCGGCUUCCUCUUUGCCUUUAUCAGCAUCUACGGCGGCGCCGUCACCGACACCACGCCCCUGACCGCCUCCUCCAAGGCCUCCCAGCUCAUCUUUGGCGGCAUCACCCACAACGCCGGCCACUCCAUCCCCGACGCCCAGCGCAUCAACCUGAUCGCCGGCAACAUUGCCUCGGGCACCGCCAGCGUCGCCAGCGACCUCACCAGCGACUUCCGCGUCGGCUUCCUCCUCCGCACCCCGCCGCGCCUCCAGUUCUACGCCCAGGCCAUUGGCGCCGUCGUCGCCGUCUUCCUCGCCCCGGGCAUCUUCGUCCUCUUCAUGUCCGCCUACCCCUGCGUCUGGGACCCCAAGCUCGUCAACGACCCGACCACCGUCUGCCCCUUUAACGCCCCCUCUGUCUUUGCCUGGAAGGCCGUGGCCGAGGCCGUCACCCAGCCCACCCUGCCCAUCUCCCGCUCCUGCGGCAUCUUCACCAUUGUCAUGGGCGUUGUGUCGGCCCUCCAGGCCGUCCUCAAGCACUUCUUCCUCACCGGCUCGCGGGAGAAGUACCGCAACUACCUCCCCAACUGGAUGAGCAUCGGUGUCGCCUGGGUUCUGGGCGCCGACUCUGGCUAUGCCAAGUAUGUAUGCCUCGCCCUCCCUUUGUCGAUCUUUGCUAACCGAGACAGUGCUGUCAUGAUGGGCGCCAUUACCGCCUGGUGGUGGAACAAGUGGUUCGGCAAGAGCUUCGAGUCCUACGGCAUCGGCAUCGCUGCUGGUCUCAUUGCGGGUGAGGGUCUCGCCGGUGUCGUCAACGCCGCCCUCGAGCUCGGCGAGGUCAGCGGCAGCUUCAAGGGAACCACUGUCGGUAUUCCGGGAUCGUACUAG